CGACACAGCUGACAGUUACAACGAGAUUGGAUAUGCACAACAUGAAUUAAAAGAUUUUAAGUCAGGAUUAGUUUCACUUCAAAAAGCUCUUCACAUCAGAUUGAAACUAUUAGGAGAAGAUCAUCCCGACACAGCUGAUAGUUACCACAACAUUGGAUGCACACAUAAUAAGAUGAAAGAUUUCAAGUCAGGAUUAGUUUCACAUCAAAAAGCUCUUCACAUCAGAUUGAAACUAUAUGGAGAAGAUCAUCCCAACACAGCCAGCAGCUACAACAACAUUGGAUACGCACAAAAUGAGAUGAAAGAUUUCAAGUCAGGAUUAGUUUCACAUCAAAAAGCUCUUCACAUCAGAUUGAAACUAUAUGGAGAAGAUCAUCCCGACACAGCUAACAGUUACAACGAGAUUGGAUAUGCACAACAUGAAUUAAAAGAUUUUAAGUCAGGAUUAGUUUCACUUCAAAAAGCUCUUCACAUCAGAUUGAAACUAUAUGGAGAAGAUCAUCCUCACACAGCUACCAGUUACCACAACACUGGAUGCACGCAAAAUGCGAUGAAAGAUUUCAAGUCAGCAUUAGUUUCACAUCAAAAAGCUUUUCACAUCAGAUUGAAACUAUAUGGAGAAGAUCAUCCUGACACAGCCAGCAGUUACCACAACAUUGGAUACGCACAAAAUGCGAUGAAAGAUUUCAAGUCAGGAUUAGUUUCAUAUCAAAAAGCUUUCGAAAUCAGAUUAAAACUAUUUGGAGAAGAUCAUCCCGACACAGCUAACGGUUACAACAGCAUUGGAGUUACAUAUCAUGAGAAGAAAGAUUUCAAGUCAGCAUUAGUUUCAUAUCAAAAAGCUUUCGAAAUCAGAUUAAAACUAUUUGGAGAAGAUCAUCCCGACACAGCAAAUAGUUAUUCCAACAUCGGCUCUACACAACAUACGAUGAAAAAUUACAAGUCAGCGUUAGAAUCGAAACAAAAAGCUCUCGAAGUCAGAUUAAAAAUAUAUGGAGAAAAUCAUCCAGACACCGUAGAGACGUAUCGUGAAAUUGGUAUCAUACAACGUUCAAUGAGGAACCUCCACGCAGCACUUGACCUGCAUCAAUAUGUCGUACAAGCGCGACUGAAACUGUAUGGUGAAUACCACGACGAUACUGUUGUAAGUUAUCGCAGCCUGGGAAUCACACAACGUGAGAUGAAAGAUUACAAGUCUGCAUUAAAUUCGCAUAAACAUGCUCUAAGAAUCAGUAUGAAUUUACAUGGAGAAAAUCAUCCUGACGCUGCUGGUAUUUACGGCGACAUUGGAGCCACACAAUGUGAGAUGGGAAACUACAAAUCCGCAUUAGACUCGCACAACAAAUCUCUUCAAAUUAGAUUGAAAUUGUUUGGAGAAGAUCAUCCCGACACAGCUGAUAGUUAUACCCAAAUUGGGAUCGCACAACAGGAAAUGAAGGAUUACAAGUCAGCAUUAGAGUCCAAAGAGAAAGCUCUACAAAUCCUAGUAAAACUCUUCGGAGAAGAUCAUCCUGAGAUGGCUGAGUAUGAUCUCGAUAUUUCUCGGGUAAAAGGUCUUUUGAAUAAUAAGGCCAGCCCUGGACAGAUACAAAGGAAACCGCCAGUUUGGAGCGAUUAUUUGUAGGGAAGAGCAUCUGAACAUUAAAAAAAUUCAACAACAUUUUUUGUUUGUUAGGGCAUAUUAGAGGAUAUACAGAGCAUCUUGUCUAAUAUCUAAUCUAAAUUCCAGUUUUUAUUCGCCAAUGUUAGUUUAUAGACUCGCGCAUAUUUAUUAGAAUUCUGUUAUGGUUCCUGUAUAUGAUUGUGUCAUAUGAAGCAGAAAUGUCAUGUACGAGCGCGAAAUAAGCGUGGAUGUCAUUGAGAGUUGUCAUUAAUUAAGUAUAAGUAUAGAUUAAUAAGCGCAUUAGAUAGCUAGACGGUGCAUGUGCGGUAAAUUAUAUAUGUGUGCAGAUGACACGCACAUAAAUGAGACAAGAAGAGUGAUGUAAUACGAGUAGAAGUCAGAUACUUGUUGAAGAUAUCGCUUGUUGAUUUAGAAUUUUAAUUUAGAUUUUAAUAAUAGAAGUAAAGUAUUGCAGUAAAAUGUUGAUUAUUGUGUCCAACUAUACCAUAAAAACCUGUGGCCGUGAGGCUGACACAUGCCAAUAAACAAACUAUUAUUAGUAAAUAUAUAGUGUUAAGUUGAAAUACAGCGUAACUAAAUUUGUAACAUAAACUUUUUAGG
Molecule: messenger RNA, 2224 nt
Organism: Dendronephthya gigantea
Lineage: Eukaryota; Metazoa; Cnidaria; Anthozoa; Malacalcyonacea; Nephtheidae
Product: nephrocystin-3-like
Exons: 1
Coding region: 173-1624 (483 amino acids)
Molecular function (GO): protein binding
Source: RefSeq, a predicted model, not a curated record